UGAGUAGUUAGUGAUAACCUGCCUGAUUUCGUGUCACGCGAGUCACGAUUUAAGAAUAAGCCGUGACCAAAAUAUAAUGUCAUAUUAUAACUAUCACUAUAAUAGUAUAAUUAUUAAUUUAUACUGACUAAUCAAUAUUUUUACACUUAUAGAGUUAAAAAUCAUUACGCUCCAAAUGAUCAUUGAUCGUUCAACACUGGUUUCAGAGAAAUAUUGUUAGAUAAAAUUGCAUCUUUAGAGCAGUUUUACGUCUUUUUGAAUUUUAAUUUUGUUCUCGACUUGUCGUGUAGAAUUUUAUAAAAUGAGUUAUCCAAAUAAAGUUAUUCAUAGUGGAUAUUUUAACGACACUCUUAGGCAAUGGCAGUGUCAAAAUACUCAAAUUACUCCUUUAAAUUUAAUGUAUCCUAUUUUCAUUUUAGAUGAAAAGGACGUAAGAGAAGAAAUAAAAUCAAUGCCAGGAAUCUAUCGACAAGGGUUAAAUCAUGUCAAAGCCAUGUUGGAUCCAGUUGUUGAGUCAGGGCUUAAAUCCAUCUUAAUUUUUGGUGUGAUCAAUAAGUUAUCAAAAGACCAAUGUGGAACACAUGCUGAUUCUCUUGAAAAUCCAGUUAUUCAAGCUUUACCGUUGUUAAAGAAAUGGUACCCAAAUCUUGUGAUAGCUUGUGAUGUAUGUUUAUGUCCAUACUCGUCUGAUGGACAUUGUGGGAUCGUUGAAAACCAACAAAUAGACAAUAUAAAAAGCAUUAAAAGGAUAGGAGAAAUAGCAUUAUCAUAUGCUCUUGCUGGUGCAGAUAUUGUCGCUCCAUCUUGUAUGAUGGAUGGACAUGUAACAGCUAUUAAACAAAGUUUAAUGAAAGAGAAUUUGUUGAGUCGAGUUAGUGUUUUAUCAUAUUCUGCAAAAUUUUGUUCUGUAUUUUAUGGACCAUUCAGAGAUGCUGCAAAUUGUGCACCAAGUUUUAGUAAUCGCUCAUCAUAUCAAAUUCCUGUAGGAAGUUCAAGUAUUGCAGAAAGAGUGGUGGAUAGAGAUAUCUCUGAAUCCUGUGAUAUGACUAUGGUAAAACCUGGUAUGAUGUACUUAGACAUAGUAAGAAAAGUUAAGGAUAAACAUCCAAAUAUACCAAUAUUUAUUUAUCAGGUGUCCGGAGAAUAUGCAAUGUUAUAUUAUGCUGUACAAGCAGGUGUAGUACAAUUAAGAGAGGGUUUACUUGAAAUUUUAAGAAGUAUGCGACGAGCCGGUGGUGAUGUAAUCGUGACUUACUAUACUCCAGAAAUUUUAAAAUGGUUAAAAGAUGUACCAAUAUUAUAAAUAGUAUUAUGUAUUUUACUAUGGACCCUGCUAUAUUUGCUCUAGUAUUAUAGUUUAUUGUUAUUAUUUUUUUUUUUUGUUUGAUUGGGAGUAUGUCCAUGGUUUGGUUGGUUGUCUAUUUUUUUUUUUUAUCUGGUUUUGGGUGGUCUUUUUUCAAUUCCCUGCACAGAGUAAGAGAUGACACUCAUUCAAACUGUCAACAAUAUACAUUAGAACCACUGCCCACUAUUUAAGAUAUUAUACUGUUAUAUCGGAUACUGAUCGCCAUAUCAUUAAAAGCUUUCAAAUUUAUUAAUGAAGUGAUUAAGUGAUUAACAACUGUAAGAAAUCACCACUAGCGCCUAUAUAUCAACAUUUAGAACUAAUUGUAUAACUAUCUAUAAAUGUAGGUAUAUGGAUCAUUAUAUUACCAUUGCAAGCCCUACACAAUAUUUUUUGCCAGUAGUUUCAUAUAUCACUAUAUCAGGGGCUGUAGAUUAACCAGUAUAAUUAAAAUUAAUAGAAUGAGCUGGAGAUAGGAAAAUUUUAAAAGGUAGUCACCUUUAACUUAACACCGAAUGAAUAAGUAUUGUAUAUAUACUUAUGUAAUUUUUGUAGGAGGUUAGCUCAUCAAAAUAAAUAUAUUUGGGGGUCAUGUAUCAAAAAACAUUGUGUUAAACCACUGUUUUAAAUCAAUCCAUUUGACAACCCCACACUUGUAGUUAAUUCAAUUUGGUUAAAUAGACUUAUUGAUAAUUUGAUUAUGAUAGAUGAUAAAUAAAAAUUGUUACUUUAUA
Molecule: messenger RNA, 2079 nt
Organism: Acyrthosiphon pisum (pea aphid)
Lineage: Eukaryota; Metazoa; Arthropoda; Insecta; Hemiptera; Aphididae
Gene: Pbgs
Product: Porphobilinogen synthase
Exons: 9
Coding region: 302-1303 (333 amino acids)
Biological process (GO): heme biosynthetic process
Cellular component (GO): cytosol
Molecular function (GO): porphobilinogen synthase activity; zinc ion binding
Source: RefSeq, a predicted model, not a curated record